This is a messenger RNA of Trichomycterus rosablanca, 5301 nucleotides long. RefSeq names its product golgi associated, gamma adaptin ear containing, ARF binding protein 3b (gene gga3b). The transcript is spliced from 17 exons. Gene Ontology annotation, cellular component: trans-Golgi network. NCBI's taxonomy places the organism in Eukaryota, Metazoa, Chordata, Actinopteri, Siluriformes, Trichomycteridae. The coding region runs from base 193 to 2244 and encodes 683 amino acids. Gene Ontology annotation, biological process: protein localization to cell surface; Golgi to plasma membrane transport; intracellular protein transport. The record is from RefSeq and is a predicted model, not a curated record. Gene Ontology annotation, molecular function: small GTPase binding; ubiquitin binding; phosphatidylinositol binding.
AUUUUAGUACAGCCAGAAAACGACUCGAGAAUCGACUCGAGAAUCAGAAUCGGAACAGCGAGGGCCAGUAGUGCGCAUGUGCGGCUGCGCAUGCGCAGUGUGGACGGGGCAGUGACAGGCUGGUGUGUGAGAGGAUGAUAGGGUGAUUAUAGAGUAAUGUUGUGAUUAUUGUGAUUGUACCGUGAUGUUAUCAUGGCGUACCAGGAGGAAGAGUCGCUGGAAUCGUGGCUCAACAAAGCCACUCACCCCACUAACAGACAGGAGGACUGGGAGUACAUUAUCGGCUUCUGUGAUCAGAUCAAUAAAGAGCUGGAAGGUCCACAGAUCGCCGUCCCGCUCCUCGUUCACAAAAUCCACUCACCUCAGGAAUGGGAAGCUGUCCAGGCAUUAACUGUUCUGGAGGCAUGCAUGAAGAACUGUGGGAGACGGUUUCAUUCUGAAGUGGCCAAAUACAGGUUUCUAAACGAGCUCAUCAAAGUCGUUUCACCAAAGUACCUGGGCGACAGCGUCUCACAGAGGGUGAAGACUAAGAUCAUCGAAAUGCUGUACAGCUGGACUGUAGCGUUUCCAGACGAGGCCAAAAUAAACGAAGCCUAUCAAACGCUGAGGAGACAAGGACUCAUCUCAUCAGACCCCGAGCUGACCGUCGAUAAAACUCUGAUCCCUUCUCCACCUUCUCGCCCUAAAAACCCCGUGUUCGACAACGACGACAUGGGCAAGCUCUUGGCUGAGCUCUUGCGGAGUAAGAACCCGGAGGAUCUGCAGGAGGCCAACAGACUCAUCAAGAACAUGGUGAAGGAGGACGAUGCUCGGGUCCAGAAGCAGACCAAGCGCACAAACACCCUGGAGGAGGUGAACAACAAUAUCAAGCUGCUGAGCGAAAUGCUAAGUCACUACGACCAGGGCAGGUCAUCGGAUGCCGACCGCGACCUCAUGAAGGAGCUGUAUGAUCAGUGUGACAAGCUGAGACGGACGGCGUUCAAACUGGCCACCGAGACCGAGGACCAUGACACCAGUUUAGGUGAAAUUCUGCAGGCCAGUGAUGAGCUGGAGCGGGUGAGUAAUCUGUAUAAGAGGAUUGUUCUGGGUGAGACGGGCGUGGACGAGCCUGCAGAACAAAAAACAACGUCUCAGGAAGGAUGUGAGACAGAUACACUGAUCGAUCUGGCCGGUCUCGAUGAACCUGCUGAUCUUCAAACUAAUCCACCCUCUGAAGUCAUCAAUGCCUGCUCAACCAAUCAGAUGACAUGUAGCUUUCCAGUGAUCCCGCCUCCCCCUCGACGAUUGGCUGGAGCUUCUAGCAGUCAGACCAGUAGUCCAAUUCACAGAGCGUCAGAGUCGUCACCAGCACGCUCGCUCCUCGAUGAUGAGCUCCUCUCAUUGGGGUUGAAUGAGCCUCCCCCUGUGCCAGACAGACCCAGACUAGAGGAAGCAUCAAGCCAGUGGACGUCAUUACAGUCUCCCGCUCCUGGACCUGACCUGUUCUCCGGUGUUGUCGCAUCACCAGGCGCCUUGUUCCCUCAAACGCAUGCGACACACACCUCGGUUCAGCCGACACACGUCUCGAUUCAACCCAGCCACGCCUCAGCCGUGCCUGCGCACAACAGCAUGGUGAAUCAGGGACUGCAGGAGCUUGCCAUGCUGAACCUGGGCGAGGUGAAGAGCGUCUCUGGUCAGGCUGGCAUGGCGGGCGUCGGUCUGGGUUUCUCCAUGCCCCCCUCGCUCACGUCCUCAAACCCGUUCAUCAGCUCCAGCAUGCCCUGCUCACCCCUGCGCUCCAUUCAGGGGAAUUCCUCUCGCCCUGAGCUGUCCCUCAGUAACCUGCACGUCCCGCUCGACUUCAUCAAAACCAGUAAAGUUCUGCCGGUGACGGCGUACGAUAAGGACGGAGUGCGCGUCCUGCUGCACUUUGGCUCAGAGUGUCCUCCCGAUCGUCCGGACGUCCUCGUCAUCGUGGUGUCCAUGCUGAACACGGCGCCUCUGGCGGUGCAGAACAUUGAGCUACAGGCGGCUGUUCCUAAGAGUAUGAAGGUGAAGCUGCAGUCUCCGUCUGGAACUGAGCUGGCACCUUUCAACCCUGUCCUGCCCCCGUCCUCUGUCACACAGGUCAUGCUGCUCACUAACCCACUGAAGGAGAAAGUGCGUUUGCGCUACAAAGUGAUGUUCCAGCUGGGUGAGAGACAGUUCUGCGAAGUGGGCGAGCUAGAUCAGUUCCCUCCUCCCGAAAGAUGGGGAAACCUGUAGACCUCAACCCAACAACCGCCCCCCACCCGCACACACACCCCAUAAAACAUGUUUAUGUUUAUUUAUUUAUUUUAGUUUUAUUACAGCUGUAACAACUGUGUAAGAAUCAGGAAGCAUCAGAUUUAGCUUCAUGCUAAUGCAGUAAUCCAGAUCCUGAGUCUUUGUGCACAUACGCGACUUCAUGUCCGCUCCAGCCAAUCAGAAGAGUGGAUUCACUGGGAAUUUGUGCCGUGUUCACUGAGGCUAUUCACAAGGAUAUUUUGCUAUGAUUUCUACUGAUUCUUACUGGCCGUGGGUUUGUGUCUCAGUGUUACUGGAUUGGGAUUCACCUCAAGGUACUGGCAAGAGCAGCAGAGGAAUACAGAGAGCAUAGCGUGGUCAUUUAACCGUGUUAGAGCUCUUAGUAAGAAUCCGCCGCUGGCUGGUGUAAAGAAGCUGCCAAGACGUGUGCCAGUCUACAGCCCUCCUCAGCUAAUAUGGGUUUGUAAAAGCAAUAGGGGAUUGGAUAUGACUAAAUUGGGACAAAAAAAACGAAUUUAAUAAUUUUAUUUUUUAAUUUAGUCCACUGUCCUGUUCAUACCUGUAAAUGUUUGUGAUCAUUGGAGGUACUCAGGUGGUGAAGCGGUCUAGUAUGCUAGCUAGAUCCAGGUUCGAAUCUCAGCGGGCGUCUACACAGACAUGAUUGGCUAUGUCUAAGGGACUGGCAAAAGCCCUGAGAUGGAUUGACGCCCCUUCUAAUUACUGAAUUCAUGUGUUUUAGCCACAACAAUUACUAAUAGAUCAAUUUUAUAAAUUCCAACUUUGCAGCAACAGUUUAGGGAAGGCUCUUUACUGUUCCAGCAUGACUGUAACAUUGUGAAGACAUUUUCUGACCAAGAUCGUACAAAUUCUCUGUUGACUGAAUGAACACAAAUUCCCACAUAUAUAUUUCAGUCUUGUGAGAUAUAGCUGAUGAUAUAGCUGAAAAGAUCAUACAGGUGUCCAGCAAGCUCAUGGUCAGGUGUCCAAAUACUUUUGGCCAUAUAGUGUACUUUUCUUCAAAUCUAGGUCAAAUGUGGUCAGUCUGUGAUCAUGUCUUUCUUUUAGGAAAAGUAUCUAUGUAUAAAAGUGUUUCCCUCCCUGCUGGCAUAAAGGACACCCUGAUACGCUGCCCGGGGUGAUAUUACGAGAUCUAAAAUCUGCAUGUAAGUGGAUGAACAGGAGGGGGUGGAUAAAUUGGAGGGGUUUCAGGUUUAAAAGAAUGCUCUUUGGAUGCUCCUGGCAGAAAGGACCCGGACCGCUUUACCUGGGAAUUAAACCCAGGACCUUCUUGUUGUGAGACAACAGUACUACCCACCGUGCCACCCUUAUAAUUGAAUAAGCAAAUUUUAACAGGCACAUAAACACAAAAUGAACUUGUACACAAACGCCCCCUUGUGGAGGCUUUAUAUUCCAUCUUGUAAACCAGUGUGAUUGCCACCAUUUUUAUUAAUUAAAUGACACUGAGAAGAGCAAAAGGUUCUCGUAACUGCGACACCAAAAUAUCCUUGUGGAUGCCGCCUCAGAUGGACGCAAAGUCAGAUUUUGCAUUAGUUUCAUUCAUUAAUUCAGGUUUAUUUUUUUAUUCUAGUUUUUUAUGUUUACCCACUUACUAAACAGAGUGGAUUUAAUUUAUUGAUCUUACAGUGCAAUACGAGUUUGUUUAGUUGAGUGCGAGUGUGAAAUGCUCCUGAAUGAGUGAUCAGGUUUUUUUUUUGUUGCUGUUGACUUGUGUAGCGCUGACCGAAUGUACAGCAGUGAGACUAAUUCAUAGUUCCCAUCUAAUCAGAUUACAGCAUUCCAUUUUUUAAAAGGAUUACAUUAAACAUGACGAAGUGAAGCCAUUCGCGUCCAGGAGGGCAUAACCGGUUCUGCUGCCUGGGUGGAAGAUUUUACAAAAGGCCACAAGUGCUCUCCUCAAAGCACAUUGAUCUACCCAGUCUGACAUGAGCUGCAGAAUACAAACAGAGGCUCUGGUCGCACGGACAUGUCUGGGAGGAAGUAUGUGCUAGCCGUGAAUUGUAUAAUAAAAAUAGGUCCAGAAACACCAGCGCUAGGAUUCUGAACUCACCGAGCUCCAAAUCUCAGCUUUGCUACGGGUCAGCUAGGCACCUCUUAGCAGGCAUAAUUGGCCACAAGUCUGCUGGAUGGAAAAAGACCGGACUUAAAAUUGAUUAAGGAACCUGGUUAGUAUCCCGAGGCACCUGUACAGAAGUGGAGAAACGAGAAGAUCAGUGGGUGGCCUCACACACAAAUCCACCGAAGUACAAGCAAAUAAGAUGAAGUCAGUAGUAUGCAGGAGUGUGUGUCAGUGUGCUGGAGUCUACAGUAGUAAAGACCAAUUGGCUUAUCUUAUCUCUAACUAGAUUAAUAGUCUGCAGAAACCAGAAAAGAAUGUUGGUUUAAAGGUGGGUGGGAAGGACGUUUUACUGGGGUGAAAACAAACAUGCUCAUGUGUGCUAUGUAAACAAUCUGGGCUAAAAUGCCAUGGAAAUGCAUAAAAAAAAAAAAAAAAAAUAGCACCACUGAGAUUUAAAUCCAGCUGGCCAGGCAUGUGCAUACAAGAUUUGCUAUGUCUGGGGGGAUAGCCGAAGCCCUACAAUGGACUGGCACCCUGUCUAGAGUAUUCCUGCCUUGCACCCAGUGUUUCCCGGUGGAACUGGACCCAGCGCGAACCUGACCAGUAAAAAGAGGUCAUAAUAUAUUAGAAUGCAUGCUACAAUGACAGCUGUGCUGAAAUAGCUGUGAGAGAACGAAAUCAAAUGGUAAAGCUAUUUCUAAAGCACGUGCUGUGGAUUUGACUCGGGACGGUGUUUUCAGAAGUCUAUGAUCAUAGGCGGCUUGUUUGAAGUGCUGUCAGCCAACUUUGUGAAGACUUUCCCCAGACGUUUAAUCCCACUAGAGAUGAAGAAUGGCUCUUGUACGUAUUGUGUGUGUGUGUUGUAUGUGUUCAUGCCAUGACAGAGUUUGUACAGUAUUUGGUCUGAAUGUGCCGAAUCUGUCCAGCUGCAUGCUAAAUAAAAUCUGUUUUAAAGCAAA